AUGAAGGCAACAGGAGAUGUGUUAGAAAUCUGCGAGGACUCUGAUGUCGACAAUCAGGACCGUGAAGAUUCUGACGAUGGGGAUCUUGUCAAACAAAAAGUCACAUUACCCAUGUCCGACACAGUGACCUUUCACUCUGAGCCCUCGAAAAGUGCCAAACAGCGGAAGAAGAAACGUAUUAAGAAGCUGACAAAAAGCGAAUUGAGUGAGAGAAGGAAAUUGGCUGAAGAUAGGAAAUUGCUCGGACUUGUGAAACCUGAUUUGGCAACAAAUAAAGAGAAAGAGCGAUUACUAAAGAGAAUCGCUACUAAAGGCGUUGUUCAGUUGUUUAAUGCAGUUUCCGAGAGACAACAUAUAUUAGCCGAGGAACUGUCGAAGAAGAUGACUGCCAAGGAGCGAAGAGAAGCUGAAAAGCGUCUUCAAGGUUCCACAUUCCGAGUUUAUUCAGAAGAAACUAGGGAGGAAACCGUUAAGAGAGAGCCGGAAGUGGAUGACGAAGGGGAAUACAUUAAGAAAGAAGAAGUGGAGUAA
This is a messenger RNA of Angiostrongylus costaricensis, 531 nucleotides long. The record is from the annotation of a GenBank genome assembly. NCBI's taxonomy places the organism in Eukaryota, Metazoa, Nematoda, Chromadorea, Rhabditida, Metastrongylidae.